AACAUGGCAAAUCGAAAAAAAUUAAAAUGUUUAUUUUCUUGAUAUUAAUAUCACAAUUCUACUUUGUUGUAUAAUCUCGAGUCUGCUGUGAUUUUAAUUAAUAGCACUGGAUUUUGAAAUGUUUAAAACAAAGGACUAUUUUAUUCGGAUACAUUACGCUUCGUCUUCCGUACUUCGUCCGCCGGUGCAAUCGAUUGAAUUUACUAAAUGUUUAUUAUAAAAUUUGAUCUCAUUUGUACUUAACCAAUAUGAUAUAUGUAUAUAUUAUGUAAAAGCACAUUAAAUGUUCGUAAUUAAACUAUGUAUUCAUCUAAAAAAGUUUCUUUCUUUAAAGAUAUGUUAACAUUUAAAAGCAGAUUAGUGAAAAUUAAGAGGUAAAAGGAAAAGAAAUUAAAAAUUUUGUUUUACAUGUGAAAAGACCUUUUUACUUAUAAUGGAAACUGAAGAAAUAUACAGUUUUGCAAUUUCUCCACCAAUUUUAUCAAUAUUUGCAAUACAAUGGUCUCAAGAUAACCAUAUAUCAAUUCUUACUGAAAAAGGAAUUCAUAUAUUUGAACUUAUACCCUCUCCAAUGUCUCCUUAUUCGAACAUAAAAUUUUCUAGGUCUUUUGUUUAUCCACCUUCAAUAUUUCCAGCACAAGUUAUAACAGGUAAAAUAGAAUCAAAGAUUUGGAAUAUGCAACGUGAAGAUGUGUAUUCAUGUCUAAUGGAAGAAAGUUUAACUCCAAAGAUGUCAAAUGUUAAAGAAAUGGUUCCAAAAAUCAUUAAUUUAGCAUGGUCACCACAGAAUUUAAUACACCCAAGCAAGUGUCUUCUUGCAAUUUUAACUUCAGCAGGUACUGCUAUGAUAAUCUACAAAAUUUCAAUGGAAUGGUACCCUGCACAUGAUUUAUCUUCUAUACGCUAUAAUGCUGUAGAAAAGGAAAUUAAUACUGAAAAUAUUAGUAGCAAACAAAAUUCAAAUCAAUCUAUAACAUUAAAAAAUAAUAUAAAGGCACUGCUGGCUUCUUGUUUUACUUGGAGUGAACUUUUUAUCAAUUUUGCAUACUUGACUGUUGCUUACCGUAAUGGAGAUAUAACUAUUUACAAAAUUCCAAGAAUAUUAAAUUAUAAUGAAAUACCAAAUCCUGAAAUUGUAGGAACAAUGAAAUCAAAAGAGUCUGUUAAAAUAAAUGUUAUGCAUUGGAUUAGUAUCAAUGCAGAAGAACAUUUGAUUAUCAUUGCUUAUUUAGAUGGACGUAUUUAUGGUCUUAAAGUUCAAAAUCAUAAUCAUAUUCUUGAAAUGAAAUUCAUUCAUAAAUAUUAUGAUUAUAAAGAUCGUAUUGUUAUUAGUGCUAUAAAAAUAUUUCCUCAAAAUGAUUCAUGUAUGAAAGUUCUUGUAUCAAAAGGGACGUUCUUACUUUUGCUGUGUUUAUCAUUGGAGGGUAAAUUAGAAAUCUUGAAACAUUUACAAUUAAAAGGUUUCACGAUCUCAGGAGCUGUUUGUAUAAGUUCACAUAAUGCAUUGGUUACAACAGAAAAUGGUUCUAUGUUUACAAUCGACACGCGAGAAAAUAAUUUGUCAAAAAUGGAAGUAAAUAAUAGAAUAUCACAAAUUCAUGCACGAUAUUUGGGCCUUACCCAUUCUUUAAAUCGUGUAAUAUUUGUAAAUCUAACUAUGCCAGAUACCAUAUAUGAUCAUUUAGUAAUUAAGGAACCAAGCAAAAUUUGUAUGUUUGGAUUGAAAGGUAAACAGUGGAAUCCAUUGCUAGUUUUAAAAAACAGUGAACAUGAAAGAUUUGAACAAUUAUGGGACUGUUUAGAAGUACUUAGGAUUAAAGCAAUAAAGGCAUCAGAACCUACAAGUAUAUUUCCAGAACUUCCAUCAGAUCUGAAAUCUUUAUCUUUAAAAGAGUUACAAAUAUCAAUGUGGAUAUCAGUAAUGAUGGAAAUUUGUGAAAAGAAAAAAGUAAUUGAAGGCGUAGGCAGUAUUGCUGGAGAGAUAUCAGAAGCACAGCCAUUAAUUUUUGUUCACACUGCCUAUAAUUAUCUUAUGUAUUUUGUAAAUAAAUCUACAUUGCUUCAAGAACAACAGAUUUCUAUAAACUUGUUAAGAAAAUAUUUAGAAAUGUAUCUUGCAGAAGAAGCAAAUGAAAAUGCAUCUCCAUUUUAUGAACGUAUUAGAAGCAUUUUAAAAAAAACAUCACAGUUCAAGUUAGAUAACAUUGAAUCUUGUAGUUUGUGUGGUGAAACAAUAAAUGAUCUACCUUGGAAAGUUAAUAAAUGUCCUCAAGGACAUAUAUUACCUAGAUGUGCUAUUACACUUUUACAAAUAACAAGUGCACACUACAGUACAUGCCCAAUAUGUGGACUGAUUUUUCAUUCAGCUGUAGAUGAAGUGUUUAAAGAAACAAGAUGUCUCUUUUGUGAUGUAGCUGCUCUUCAGGAGAAUCGAAUACUGAAUUCAAAAUAUUGUGUUCCAGUUAAGAAAAGCUUAUCUACAUGGAAUAAUAAGAUGGAAGUAUCAGAGGAGCAAGAAGUAGAAAUAAUUGCCGAAGAAACAGUAUGAAUCUUUAUAGUUUGAAUGUAAAUGUAACGAAUACCCAGUUUUUGUAUAGUAAUAUGUUUAAAUAUUUUCUUGUACAAUAUUUCUGAAACUCAAUUAUCAUUUAAUAUGUAUUUUAAAAUACAGAAAUUUUUUAAUUUUUGACGGCAGUGCUUUUGCGAAUAUUCUAUUGUUACAGUCCUGUUUACAGUCAUAUAGCAAAAUUCCGCUUUAUUGCAUUAAAUUAUCAAAGUUCUGCGAAUUGGAUAUAGUCUUUCAAAAUAGAUUAUGUGCAAAACUUUUCCGCGUUUUCUACCCUAAACCAUGAAAAGUCAUAUUU
Megachile rotundata (alfalfa leafcutting bee) is the source of this 2864-nucleotide messenger RNA. RefSeq lists its product as uncharacterized. Gene Ontology annotation, cellular component: transcription factor TFIIIC complex. Gene Ontology annotation, biological process: transcription initiation at RNA polymerase III promoter. The record is from RefSeq and is a predicted model, not a curated record. Lineage: Eukaryota; Metazoa; Arthropoda; Insecta; Hymenoptera; Megachilidae. Gene Ontology annotation, molecular function: protein binding; histone acetyltransferase activity.